AUGCUUCUUAUUGCACUUGGAUUGGUUGCAGCCGCUGCGGCGAUGCCUUACCAACCUCCUUCGAAUUCACCUGUUUACGAACCUUCAAUGGCUGUCCCAGAGCCCGUGGUAUAUCUUCCUCCAACUUUUAACAAUGCUGUUCCCGCCAACGUUCGCGGUGGACGUCACCAUCCAGAUUUCCUCGAUAUCUUCUAUGGACCACGACCUUUCGAGUAUCCCUUCUUUGGCCAUCAACCUCCGCUCCCUGUCUUCUGGAUGCCACCCCGACCUGCGCCACAAUAUGUGCCACAGCAAAACCCAGCUGGUUACUACUGA
Cooperia oncophora is the source of this 315-nucleotide messenger RNA. The record is from the annotation of a GenBank genome assembly. NCBI's taxonomy places the organism in Eukaryota, Metazoa, Nematoda, Chromadorea, Rhabditida, Trichostrongylidae.